Molecule: messenger RNA, 471 nt
Organism: Electrophorus electricus (electric eel)
Lineage: Eukaryota; Metazoa; Chordata; Actinopteri; Gymnotiformes; Gymnotidae
Gene: fam241a
Product: family with sequence similarity 241 member A
Cellular component (GO): intracellular membrane-bounded organelle
Source: RefSeq, a predicted model, not a curated record
AACACGGUUCACAUAUUCAAUCUUGGCUGACGCUUCAACUGGUUUUGGCGUUUAGCGAAACAUGUCUAGUGAACUGCCGGCAGUUAAUGACGCAGCGAUGAUACAGCGCGAGGUAGGGAGUCGAAGCAGGUAUCCCUAUGAGUAUGCAGCGCGGGCGCCUGAACAGAAUGACCUCAGGGCAAGGGCUCGACCCCCAGGAACACCCAGCACUGAGCCUGACUCUCCUACCCAAGAGGCAGUACUAGUGGAUGACUGCGAGAGGUUGGGCACCCUGUUUGGAGAGCUGAACAAGUGUUUGCGAAGCAUAGGCUUUGGGCAGCUCUACUUUGGGGAGAAGAUUGUGGAGCCUGUGGUGGUCUUGCUCUUCUGGGUGCUCCUUUGGUUCCUCGGCAUCCAGGCCCUGGGUCUCGUGGGAACUCUGUGCAUUGUCAUCAUCUACAUCCAGAAGUAAAGACAGUGGCAGCAAAGACA